Messenger RNA from Lathyrus oleraceus (garden pea), 480 nucleotides. RefSeq names its product secreted RxLR effector protein 161-like. The record is from RefSeq and is a predicted model, not a curated record. Lineage: Eukaryota; Viridiplantae; Streptophyta; Magnoliopsida; Fabales; Fabaceae. Bases 1 to 480 code for a protein of 159 amino acids. The transcript has a single exon.
AUGGAUACUUGCAAAGAUAUAGCCACUCAAAUGGGAUCGGGGACAUAUCUUGAUAAUGACGAAUCCGAAACUUCAAUUGAUAUCACAAAGUAUCAAGGUAUGAUCAAUUCCUUGUUGUAUCUAAUGGCUAGUCGACCCGAUAUUAUGUUUAGUGUCUGUUUAUAUGCUCGUUUUCAAGCUUGUCUGAAGGAAUCUCAUCUCACUGUUGCGAAGAGAAUAAUGAAACAUCUCCAAGAAACAUCUAAUGCCGACUUAUGGUACCCCAAAGGUAGUAUAUGUAGUCUUGUUGGUUUCUCUGAUGCAGAUUAUUCAGGAUGUAAGAAGGACAUGAAAAUCACGAGUGGAACAUGUCACAUUUUUGGAAAUGCUCUAGUUUCUUGGUCAUGUAAAAAGAAAGCGAGUGUGGCUCUCAGCACUGCAGAAGCAAAAUAUAUCACCGUCGGUAGUUGCUGUGCACAAAUACUUUGGUUGAAGCAAUAA